This is a messenger RNA of Fusarium graminearum PH-1, 1086 nucleotides long. RefSeq lists its product as uncharacterized. Lineage: Eukaryota; Fungi; Ascomycota; Sordariomycetes; Hypocreales; Nectriaceae. Gene Ontology annotation, molecular function: oxidoreductase activity, acting on NAD(P)H. Bases 1 to 1086 code for a protein of 361 amino acids. The record is from RefSeq and is a predicted model, not a curated record. The transcript has a single exon.
AUGACUGCAACAAACGCCCCUACUACCAGUACUGCUCUCUAUGCCAAUGCAGAGGGUAAACCUGUUGUUACCAGACUCCCGAUGCCAGCACUUCGUGACGAUGAGAUCCUCAUCAAGGUCAUGUACGCAGGCGUCAACCCGUCCGACUUCAGAGUGUUGAAGUUCUUCGACUGCCGACGGCGCGUGAUGGGUCAUGAGUUCUGUGGCAAGGUGCUCGAGAGCCCUGGCCUGGCAAAAUCACCUUUCAAGGCAGGCGACAUCGUUGCCGGCUACGUAAACGGCUCCAACGACCGCCCCGAGCGCUUCGGCACGCAACAGGAAUACAUAUCUAUCCCACCUGCGUGGGCCUUCGAGGUUCCCGAUAACGUACCUCACCCUAAUGUUGCUGGUCUCCCCGUUGUAGUCCAGACUGCCAAUGAUGCAAUUUUCAAUCGGUUCAAGCUACCCCUCCCGCAAGAUGCCAAAGGUCCCAUCGAGGGAACGAUGGUGAUCUGGGCCGGUGCCACAUGCGUCGGCAUGUCUGCGAUCCAGCUUGCGCGCGCCAGCGGCGUCACCUCCAUCAUCGUCACAGCGUCGCCUAAGCGACACGAAUUUCUCAAGAAGCUGGGUGCGACCCACUGCUUUGACUAUAGCGACGAGAGCACCCCGGCUCGCAUUAAGGCAUUAGUGGAAAGCGCCGGCGAUGUGCCUGUCUGGGGAUUCGACGCACUCGGAACUAUGACUACGCCCAGUCCACAGACGCUCCUCGCUAGUUCUUUGCCCAGGAGCGACCGAGUUAAACUCGUAACCGUACUCUUAAUGCCAGAGGAAGGCUUCGAGCCUUGUAUCGGGGCUCGGCAUUACCAGACUUCGUUUGACCUGCCAAACGGGGAUAAGGUUGAUAUACCCCCCAACAUGGAAGCGGCGGACAGAAUGUGGAAGGCUCUCGGCUGGGUGAUGGAUCAUUAUGGCAAAGAGUUCCAAGAGAUCCCCGUUGAAGUGUUCAAGGGAACAGCUGAGGACGCGCUGAAAGAGGUUGAAAAGGUCGAGUCUACUGGAAGAUUUGGAAAGUUAGUGUUGACGCUGCCAUGGGUUACUAAAGAGUAA